Babesia ovata is the source of this 4278-nucleotide messenger RNA. RefSeq names its product Extracellular matrix-binding ebh. NCBI's taxonomy places the organism in Eukaryota, Apicomplexa, Aconoidasida, Piroplasmida, Babesiidae. The transcript has a single exon. Bases 1 to 4278 code for a protein of 1425 amino acids. The record is from RefSeq and is a predicted model, not a curated record.
AUGACAUCGUAUAAAGAGAAGAAAGAUAAAGCAGCAACUAAUUCAGAUGGCAAAUACCAAAUGCUUCUUGCAGACAUCCCCCAGGCGAUGCAUCCUUUUCAGCAGCAUGCUGAACUCACCGGUGCUGACGUCUCCGGUAAAAAACAAGCAAUCAACUCCGCCUUCGAAAAAAUCACCCAAGAACUCCAAGAAAUCGCCAAGUGUGUUGAGAAUAAGUCGGCGAAAACCGGUAACUCAGAUGAAUAUGGCAUCAAGCAGCGCUUGAGUGAUUUGGAUACGAUGCUUGAGGAGGAAGAGAUUAAUCUUAAAGGCAAAGUAGAUGGAAUUACUAAAGAUACUGUCAACGGUCUCGACGCAAUUCACUCCAAGAUCCACGGCCUGCAAACAGGGACGCUUGGCACUAAACCCGCUGCAAUCGACGGAGCCGUCACCCUUAUUAAGGCGGAGCUUGGUAAGCUUAGAGAGAAGUUGAUGAAUAAGCUGAAGCCAGGAGAUGAUGUGAUAAACGCUUUGACGAUGUUGAACACCCGUGGUCUUGGCUCUGGUUCGUGGUACAAUGUAACAAAUAUUUGGAAUGGUGGCCAACAUGGUGUUACAACAGUAGACGGCCUUGAAAAAAUCCAGAAGCAACUUCAGACUCAGAACGAUGAAUUGCCUAAACAGACAACAGAAAUCGAUGAGGCCAUUAGAGAAAUUACUUGGCAACUUCACCUCACAAGAUUCAAGUUGGAUCAUAAACACAGCACCGAUGAUAUCACCGACCAGUUGAAGUGGCUGGGCAGGAAACUCGGCAAAAAUGGAGACAAGGAUCGCGUUAACCUUCAAGACAUUUAUGAGAUGAUUUCAUGGCUGCAAAGGGAGCAUUUUACCAAUUGUCCCCAAAUCAUCCAGGGAGCCAACUCAGCAAUUAAAGUGGAACUUGGCGUGCAUAGGAGCACGCUGGACAAAGAUGUCAUCAACACACUGGAAGAUUUGAAGGACAAAGGGAUGAGUGAAGAUGCGGAUUGGAUCGUUAACAAAAAGAAUGAAAAAGGCCUUGACGCAAUUAUUAGUGACCUCAGCAAUCAACAAGACACAUUGACCAAACAGCAUCCGGCAAUCGGCGGUGGCGUCGACCAGAUCACCAAGGAGCUUGACGAUCUGAGGAGUGAGUUGCUGGGUGAGGAAGGCGAAAAUGCAGAAAAAAGAGGCGUGAUAAAGAAUAUGGAAUUCAUGAUAAAGGAGAUUGGAACAAAUGAUGACGAUCCUAAUAGCCUCAGAAAAAUCAAGAAAGAAAUCAACGAUGUCAAAAACACUCAGGUUCCCAUUGUGACCAGUAAGCUCAAUGAGCUGUGCGCCAAGAUUGCGAGCGAAGCCGGUAGUGUGGAUUGGAAGUUGAAGCUUUUCGAAACAGAAAAUAUUGACAAAGCACUCGAAAAAAUCAAGACACAAAUUGACACCCUCCGCACCGGUGACCUCCAGGCGGCCAUCGCCAUGUGCGACAAGUUCCUCACCGACGCCGAUUACAUAAAAUGGGAGAAAGUAGAAAACAUUGAACGCUUCGUAGACAGUGAGAUUGAAAAGGCAAUCGCGGAGCUCAGCAAGCAGGCGCGGCGGCAGUACGUGGAGUCCGCGAAGGACGCGCUGAAACACUUCGCCGCCAAGGUGGCCGAGGAGCUGGAGACUCUGCCCGGCGAGAUAAACAGGGAUCUCUUCCAGGGCUUCAAGGGGCUGAUGAAAUACGUGUACGGACAUUUUGACAGCCUCCAAAACGUGAGGGAAGAGAAAGAAAUUGCCGUCAUAUCCUCCGCCUUCCACAGCUUCUACGCCCCGGUCAACGAGUACGUCAGCAGUGAGAUCCGGAGGGAGCACAGGGAGCGUGAGGGCGAAAAAAAUCCCUCACUGCCGAAGUCGGAAGAGCCCUACGCCGCCGAGUGGGACGCCGUGCACAGCGAUGUCAACGCCCUGCUCAAUUACCUCUGCGUGACGCAGGGCUUCGACGACAGGCUGCGAGGCCUGCUCCACAACCUCACCGACGCGCUCACACAGCUGAGGCCGCAGGGCUUCCAGAAGCCCUCCACUCCCACGCUGGACUCCGUGAGCAGGGGACUCAGUGCCUUCGCCGGUGAGUUCGGCGGUGCGUACAUCUCCACUUACUCGGGCGCGGAGUGCCGGGAGGCUGACGCCGACAAGUACGCCAAGGUCUUUCUCAGCUUGAUCCCGAUGACGCACGAGGCGCUUACCAAUUUGGCAGACAAAUGCGGCACCAACUGGAAGAGCAACAAAAUAUGCAAGCUCACCGGCGACGACAGGGACAACGGCCUGGGCAACUACCUCACUAAAUGCGGCUUCAAGGUGUCACCCACCGACGGACUCCAGGAGGGGGAGUUGCAAAAUCGUUUUUCGGGCGGCGCAGUUCAUGAGCUACUUGCAUCCCCAGUGGCCGAAGUGACCACCAAAAUGCUUAUCGACGGCAAGCCUGCGGAAAACGGAAUUAAUGUUGUCGACUUAGUUGGUCUUCUUCAUAACAUGCUUUGUCGCUACCUCCAGGUCUGCCACCUUAAAGUACACGAAUCGCCCAGGUACCCCUGCACGGUGAGGGACAUGUUGUCUUGGCUCUCAGGCCUGCAGUACACUCCGGUGGCGGACAAACUGCCUGACCACUGCACGGCGCUGCUCAACCGCAGCUGCGACGAUAACGAUGCCCCCAACAGGGACGACGAUGUCAUGGCACAGUGCAUCAACGGCCUGCCCUACACUAUCGCAGAAGCGUGUUCACACGCCGACUUGCUGCUCAUCGCAAUCCAGGGCCACGGCCGCGGCUUUGACCUCGCCGCCUAUCCCUACUCCGUCGACUUCGCCAACAACACCGCACAGCUCCACUACCCGGCCGACCCCGACGAGCUGCUGGAGAUGAUGAGACGGAUAAUAUGCCGCCUGUGUCGCGUCCUGUAUUUCCUCUACGCCCAAUGCUGCCGUGCCACCGCCACAACCAAGGCCUGGCGGGAGUGCCACUACGGUCGGCAGGUGCCGUCCUCCCACUGGCAGUGUAACACCUACGACAACCAGGCCACCGACGCAAGUCACAACUGCCCGCCCACAUCUCCGCUGCAGUCGUUCCUCACAGACAGCUGUCCCAGCCUCCUGCCGCAUAAGCUUACCGCUACUGACAAUGCCAUCGAAUGCGUCGACUGCCCCGGCAAUCAACCAGGCCAGCAGUGCCUCACCCCGCUCGGCUUCUGGGACCUUGGCCUCGCUGCCUCAGUAGCGCGUACCGGCAAGGAACUUGCGAAGUCACUCGGCCGUCUCUGCAGUGACGCCGACGCCUGCCUCUUCCAACUCUGCCGAACGCUGCGCUGCUGCUGUGCCCUCAGCACCGCAGUCACUCGGCGACGUGUUUGCGCUGUUCUUCAUCUGCUGAGAAUGUGGAACCACGAAUCGUCCCGGCGUGCGUACUCUCACCAUGAGAGUUACCUAACGCAUCUGAACGGUGAUGCUAUAAACAGUCUCUUCCCUCUGUGGCCGCAGCUCCACGGCAGUUACCGUAAUGCCAAUCUCACCGACGCGCUCAAGGCACUCGCCGGGCACGACCAUGACAACUCAGGGCACAAUGCCCUCUCAAGUCUCUCCGCCGAGCCGCCUUGUCAAUCACCCAGUGGAUGCGCCCCCUUCCUCCAGCCGCUGGCGCUGCACGCCAACCACACCUUCCCGCAGAAGCACGCACAGCUGUAUGUCUCGUGGAUAGUGUGGCUGGCAUGGCAGCUGUGGGAGCUGCUGGAGUCCCUGCUGGACGCCUUGAACAACAUCGACUGCACGGCCCACGGCUGUUCCACGUGCCUCUGUUCUCCUGGUAAGCACGGCGACAAGGACUCCUGCCACUGCUCGUCCCUUGUCGAAUGUGGCGCGACCCUGCCGACACUCUACCGCUACGGAUUCACAUACCGCAACGCCCACGUCCUGCUCGCCGGCAGCCAGAAGAUACGGUGCAGUGACCUCAACGACCAACUCACCAAGGCACUCCACUCCGACCACUUCACUCAACUGUUCCACCAGAUCGACCAACUCCUCUACACCAUCCGUAUGCCCUUCCUCUUCGCCAUCAUCGCACUCUGGCUCAUCGCCACGCUCUACAUCCUCGGCGUACUCCUCUACCGCAUGGACGUCCUCCGCAUACGAUCUCACCUCCUCACCACCAGGGCCUCCCACCAAGUCGACGUCAAGGCGCUGCUCGCCGGCAGCCGCAGGAUGCUCUCACUCUACAAAGACGUCGACUACUUCGACGACGACUUUCACUCUUGA